AUGGACACUAAGACUCCACCAAUCCCGUUGAAGGUCCAGGAGAAGCCAAAACCGAAGCAGCAGGAAAGUGUUGCCAACGUGUCCUUGCCCCCGCUGACACCAUACAGGAAUCAUCGUCAGAAGCAAAAAAUCCCUGGUGCUCAAUGGUCGCGUGAUGUACCCAGCGCUAUACGAUAUCAAGAUCAUCAAAAGAAAAGGCCAUACAGAGUGCUACAAAUCGGCGCGACGCCUUUGAUGCACGCUUGCCAACAAGGCGACAGAGCAAGAGUCCUAAGACUACUGAAGGAGCAAGAGGACACGAUCGGAUACAGAGAUCGCACUCUGAGGAACGCUCUGCACUAUUGCAUGGACGCUGGAACCGGAGGUGCCGUCGCUGCGGCGGCACCGGAACUGGUGAACGCGCCCGACGCAGAAGGACACACGCCACUUCAUUUGGCUGUGAUCGCCGGUGACACGCAAUUAGUUGCUGUUCUAUUGGCAAACGGCGCCGACGUGAACGCUAAGGACCUGGAAGGACAUAGCGUCCUCCAUUGGGCUACUGUGUGCGGAGAGGCAGAAUGUGUCCGCUUGGUAUUAGCAGCGGGUGCUCGGCCAUCAACGCCUGAUCUCCGAGGGGGAUCCCCUCUUCACUACGCCGCUCAAUGUUGCGGUUCGGCCGCAACUGCCGAGCUUGCUGUGCCUAAGAAAGUUGGCCUAAAGGUCCUCCAGACCCUUCUCGAAUUCGGCGCUGAUGUGAACGCAAAGGACGAAGACGGAAGGCAGCCAAUUUUAUGGGCAGCAAGCGCUGGUAGCGUGGAAGCUGUGCUAGCUUUAGCUAGAGCCGGUGGUUCAGCUGCUGCAGGAGCUGCAGACAAGGAUGGCCUGACUGCUCUUCACUGUGCAGCAUCGAGAGGACACGCCAGAUGUGUGGAAGCCUUGGUGAAUCUCUGCGGUGCUCAUCCUGAUCACGUCGAUGAUAAUGGCUGUUCAGCUCUGCAUUAUGCUGCAACUCUUGGCCACGCUGACGCUACGGCUCUAAUUCUGAAGCUGGGAGCCGAUCCGAACCGACAGGACCGAAAGGGUAGAACACCAGCGCUUUGUGCGGCGUCCAAGGGUCAGCUGGAAACCCUGAAGAUUCUUGCGCAGCACGGCGGUUCCCUUUACGCGAGGACAGUGCGCGGUACAGGAGUCGCGCACGAAGCUGUCGCUUCCGGUAGGAUCGAGUUGAUCAAAUGGCUGGCGAAGAAGCGUCCAAGUACUCUGGACGUCGCUACGCACGAUGGGAAAACACCGUUGCACGUGGCGGCGUUGCACGGACAUUUAGACGUGUGCAAGGUCCUGUUGGACAACGGUGCAAGGAUCAACGCUAUGCUUCGAACCAGCAAAGGGAAUCUGAUGACAGCUUUGGACGCAGCUCUCUACAGAGGGUACAGAGAUUGCGCGAAAUUGAUACAAAUGCACGGCGGUACCACCGCGCAACAGCUGAGGAUGCAGAAAACUGUACCGAAUAAAGUGUUCGCAACGAAAAUGCACAUGAGGCACAUGGACAGCAGUACCGAUACAGAAAGCAGCCCCUGUAGACGAGGUCGUAGCUACAAACUUCCGAAGCUGUACUACGAAGAGCAAUUGAUCGAGAAGAGAACGCGACGAAGAGGAAAUUUGAGAAAAUUGGCUCGUCAGGAUAGUAGAAGUUUCAGCGAGGAGGAGGUCAGGCUGUCGAAAACAUCCUCGAAGAAAGAUCAUCAAAGGAGAGCUCGGAGUGAAUCAGCAAGAUACGAAGAAGAUGACACCGAUCGAAAAUUAAGAAGAAAGAGGAGUAGAAAACGUUCAACGAAGUCUCGGCAAGAUUCCAGUGAGUCGUCCAUAGAGUCAGACAGUAAAACGGACAGGAGCAAUGAAACGGAGAACAAAGACGGCAUCACAAGGGACGAAGUAGACGACGAGAGCGUAAGCGACGAUAGUUUAGAGGUGGUUGUAGUACGAAAAUCUUUGGAGAAGAAGUGUGAAAAGGUGGUGUCUGGAAGGAGAUCGAAAACGCCUAAAGAAAGUUCAAAGGAAACGAAGUUCACGAAAACACACACGAGCACUAGAAGAAAAUUGAAGUCGAGCAGGUCGAAAACGUCGGAGAACGGUGAAUGUGCGAGCAAUCGUAUACAGCCGUCCGACAAAGAACAAGGGCCAAAAGAAUCUACCUCUCAGAGUCAGGAAACUCCGAGAACUUCGAUAGACGAGGAUAGAGAUAAUCAUGAGAAGAUCAUCGAAAGUCGAUAUCGCAGAGAUGUAACCGACAGCACCAGCCAAGAAACCGUCGAACGAGUGAUCGUGACAGCCAUGGUUCACAAAGAUCAAGGACCAGACACUCCGAAAUCGAUCGUGGAAACUUCAAAGGAGGUCACCUUCGACGACAGAUUAAAAACGGAGGAAAUCAAGACGGAAGAAGUGUGCAGAGAGACUAAUUCCAGCGCCAGCAAGAUGACCGAUAUUUUAGAGAAAAACGACGAAUCGAGGAACAAUCUCGUGACAAAAGCAGCUAAUCUGAAGAAAGACGUGGAAGAAAUGAGGCAACAGGUUGCGCAAGAGAAGAUUCAAAGGGAAGCAGACUCGAGACGAAGUCUGGAAAAAGAAGACAGAAAGCAAAGUGAAGAUGUAAAAGAUGUAGAGAGUGGGCAAAAUGUAAAAAUGGAUCGAGAUGAAGAAGAUGGGAAAGGUGAAACGCCUUCUGUCGGAGAGAAAGAACAAAAGGAGAAGAAAGACGAAAAAGGUAGGUUAGACGCACACGGAACGACCGAGUCGGAGAAUUCCAUGUUGGAUUCCCGGAAAGAAGAACGGCAGAGUCAACAGGAAGUCGACUCCGCCUCGAAAUCCGAAAGAACGACGCCUGAAAUGAAGUCUGACGACAGUCACGACAAAGAAACUCACAGCGAGAAAACAGACGUGUCUAAGCAGGCUUCCAAAGAAGACCACGGAGAAUCGGAGAAAACGAGCAAAUCUGAAAGUCCAGUUAGCCAGAAGAGCGUGCAAAAAGAGGAUACCACACCGAGAACAGCUGUGGAGGACAUUCCACCGUCGGAGGAAGAAGAGAAAAAGUCGACGCCAGAGGAGACAAGAAGUAAGUCGAGAAGUAAAUCAGGAAUCGUCAAAAGGAGGCAAUCGUUCGACGAAAGAAGAUCUUCCAAGUCUUCGUCUUCGAAACAGUCGGAUGAAAGCCCUAAGAAGAGCGGAGGAAGCUACAAGAGAAGAGAAUUCAGCAAGAGACGCGAUUCUUCCGCGAGCAAAAUUUCUAUAAAAUCGUCGACAGAAAAAACGAACGGAGAACAUGGAGAGAAGACGUCAGAGGAGAAGGAGAAACCUGAAGAAAAGGUGACCGAAAGCGUGCAAGGAAGAGAAGCAACGAGCACAUUGGUGGAAAGUUCGAGCAAGAAACCACCGGAUGAAAAGGAGCAAGUAGAUUCUACUCGUCGAAAAUCGGUCGAUUUCUCGUCGUCGAAAGAUUCCGCGUUGAUGGAAGAAGCUGAAGACGGUUCGUCGAAUGUCGAUACGCCAACCGCUACGAAGAGGAAGAUGUCCGACGAGGAAGAAGCUGCUCGAACUUCGUCACCGGCGAAGAUAGACGAUCAGAAGGAGGACGAAGAGGCUGUGAAACUUAAGGAUCGUCCUGUGGAAGAGGCAUUGUCCAGGGAGGAGAAUUUUCGAUAUAUCGACGAAAGCUCCUCGAGUUCCCCAAAAUCGGCACAAACCAGACGAUCGAGACCGCCAACGGGAAAGAUUAGGAAAAUUGGACGAUCUACUUCUCGAUCGUCGUCGAAAAAGUGUUUAUUCGAAAGUUCAGAAGAGCGUUCUCCAGACAGGAGCGCCAUAGUGGCAGUGAUCGAGAGUCCGGAGUGGGAUGAAGAGAACGAAGAGAUCGAGAAAGAAAUUAGGGACGCGAUCGGGGGGGACGCGGAGCACGAGACGGAACCUGAGGAAGAUAACGAAAUGGGUGUCAUGAGGGUGUUGCCGAGCACAAGCGAGGAAGAGAUCUCUCGGGCUGGACCCGAAGUGUGCGGAGCUUCGGCGACAGAUUCGUUACCUCAGGUACAACCCAGUGCACGUACACGUUUAACACGAAUUCAAAGUCCUCAAGAAAGCAGAACCAAUCGACUGGAAGGGAAACAACGUCGUGACAGCGGUGGUAGAGACAGUGGUAUAGAACCUAGUCCAAGAGUAUCGAGAAUACCGAGAAGAAGAAUCAUGAAAUGUUGUCCAAACACUGACAAACAGCAAGCUCUUAACAUGGAUACCAUAACGAGGGAUGUGCAAAUCAGCUUACGUCGAUAUCAUCUGGAAAGGAAGAUUUUUUUUCAACUGAUGGAAUUAAAGAGACUACAAAUACGACACGGCAGAGCGAAUGAACAAGUUCUCGUUAAACGACAGGUCGAUGCUUUCCAUAAAGCUGGUAUGUCUGGGCCCGCCCUUGGCGUAACGAAAUACGAUCAACCCUUGACAUUCAGACAUUUCGAAGCUUUCUUGUACGAUCAACUGAGGAAACUUCAGAAAAGGCCAGCGACCCCAGAUUUCUGUACAGAAGCGAAACAGUGUACCCAGAAGACUCAUCGCUGUCAUUCAGAAUUUAAUUUUAAACUUUCCCUAUUGUGAUUGUAGAUUAUAAUUGCAGUAGGUGGAGGCGGUCAGGAACAAGUGGAUCUUCUUCCAAAGAUAGAGAGCCGUGGAAAGGGCCAAAUGACGGUGGAAGUAACGCGUGGAGAGGAGAAGCAGAUAAUAGCUCUUCCAGCUGAAAGACUGGAUCGUACGAGAAAAUAUUACGUGACGUUCACUGUCAGAGGGGAAGCCCAACAAGAAACGGAGAAAUCGAAAUCUUCGGUCGGUGUCCAAAGGAAUGCCAAAAGCGUUUAA
Molecule: messenger RNA, 4872 nt
Organism: Habropoda laboriosa
Lineage: Eukaryota; Metazoa; Arthropoda; Insecta; Hymenoptera; Apidae
Product: ankycorbin
Exons: 14
Molecular function (GO): protein binding
Source: RefSeq, a predicted model, not a curated record